Messenger RNA from Blastomyces gilchristii SLH14081, 729 nucleotides. RefSeq names its product adenylate kinase. Gene Ontology annotation, biological process: nucleobase-containing compound metabolic process. The transcript has 2 exons. Gene Ontology annotation, molecular function: ATP binding; AMP kinase activity. The record is from RefSeq and is a predicted model, not a curated record. Gene Ontology annotation, cellular component: mitochondrion; cytoplasm. The coding region runs from base 1 to 729 and encodes 242 amino acids. NCBI's taxonomy places the organism in Eukaryota, Fungi, Ascomycota, Eurotiomycetes, Onygenales, Ajellomycetaceae.
AUGUCCCAAGCGACAAGGCAGCUGAAAAAAGCAGCCCGCAUUAUCCUCGUUGGAGCCCCCGGCGUUGGAAAGGGAACCCAGACUGAACGAUUGAUUAAGAGGUACCCCCAGCUCGCAUCUAUCAGCUCCGGGGACCUUCUUCGAGAAAAUGUACGCAGCAAGACACCACUAGGCCUCAAAGCGGAAUCCACCAUUCUUGCCGGCAACCUUGUACCAGAUAACGUCAUUCUCGACCUCAUCUCCUCCGAACUCACUUCAAAGGGAUGGCUCACCACUGCUCCUCCUGCCGCCAAUGCCACCAGGGCGGCCCCAACCCUAAACCCUACUGCUUCCUUCAUUCUCGACGGCUUCCCCCGCACCGCAGCCCAAGCUUCAUCCCUCGACUCCCUCAUCCCCAUAAAUCUAGUCGUACACCUCCUCACACCCCCCGCCAUCAUAAUCUCCCGCAUUACUUCCCGCUGGGUCCACCCCCCAUCCGGCAGAGUGUACAACACCCAAUUCAACGCGCCCAAGGAACCAGGCAAGGACGAUGUGACGGGCGAGCCGCUGGUGCAGAGGGAGGAUGAUUCGAUUGAGACCUGGAAGCAGCGGCUGAGGAAGUUUGAGGAGACGAGCCGGCCGCUGUUGGAGCAUUAUGAGCGGCGCGGGUGUCUGUGGCGCGUGGAGGGGGAGACUAGCAAUGAGAUUAGUCCAAAAUUGUUCGCGGAGAUUGAGCGAAGGUUUUCUUAA